Dioscorea cayenensis subsp. rotundata (Guinea yam) is the source of this 559-nucleotide messenger RNA. RefSeq names its product GDP-mannose 3,5-epimerase 1-like. Bases 35 to 358 code for a protein of 107 amino acids. Lineage: Eukaryota; Viridiplantae; Streptophyta; Magnoliopsida; Dioscoreales; Dioscoreaceae. The transcript has a single exon. The record is from RefSeq and is a predicted model, not a curated record.
UGGGUUUCAUCCAGAUUCAACCAUUCGAGUGAUCAUGUACAAUAAUACCAUGAUCAGUUUUAACAUGCUUGAAGCUGCAAGGAUUAACAGCGUCAAAAGGUUCUUCUAUGCCUCUAGUGAUUGCAUUUACCCUGAAUUCAAGCAGUUGGAGAAUAAUGUGAGCUUGAAGGAGUCUGAUGCUUGGCCUGCAGAGCCUCAAGAUGCUUAUGGCUUGGAGAAGCUUGCUACCAAGGAGUUAUGCAAGCAUUAUACAAAGGACUUUGGCAUCGAAUGUAGGAUUGGCCGUUUCCAUAACAUCUAUGGCCCAUUCGGAACAUGGAAAGGUGGAAGGGAGAAGGCCCCUGCUGCUUUCUGUUGAAAAGUGAUCACUUCUGCUGACGUGUUUGAAAUGUGGGGCGAUGGACUCCAAACUCGAUCCUUCACUUUCAUUGAUGAAUGUGUGGAGGGUGUUCUGAGAUUGACAAAGUCGGUCUUCCAUGAUCCAGUGAACAUCGGAAGUGAUGAAAUGGUGAGCAUGAAUGAGAUGGCUGAAAUUGUUCUCAGCUUCGAGAACAAGCAA